This is a messenger RNA of Ruditapes philippinarum (Manila clam), 353 nucleotides long. RefSeq lists its product as uncharacterized. Lineage: Eukaryota; Metazoa; Mollusca; Bivalvia; Venerida; Veneridae. The transcript is spliced from 3 exons. The record is from RefSeq and is a predicted model, not a curated record. The annotation marks the transcript as partial.
UUGAUCAAUUAAUGUUUGAGGGAUGGAAUCAAAUCUGCAAACAGUUAGAGAGAAGCAGCAAAAAUAUUGGUAUGACCAGGAUACGCCUCAGGAUAGACGAACUGAAAUGGAUAAGAAAUAUAUACAUGGAGAUGGUUACGUAGAAAAUCAGGAUGAUUUUAGUACCAGACGUUCCGAAGGGUAUAACUUUAGAACACCCGUUGAUAACACACUGAAAGAUACAUAUGUAUAUGAAUAUGCCAAUAAGUUGCCCUCCGUUGGUCUUCUAUAUUCAAGUGUUUGCAGUGGUACGGCAUUUCGUGUUGGAACCAGAUUUGCAAUGACAGCUUGGCACAUUGUUGAAAAGAUUAUUG